This is a messenger RNA of Myodes glareolus (Bank vole), 3351 nucleotides long. It is a transcript of the gene Zmpste24, whose product is annotated as zinc metallopeptidase STE24. Gene Ontology annotation, molecular function: metalloendopeptidase activity. The record is from RefSeq and is a predicted model, not a curated record. Gene Ontology annotation, biological process: CAAX-box protein processing. NCBI's taxonomy places the organism in Eukaryota, Metazoa, Chordata, Mammalia, Rodentia, Cricetidae.
GGAAGUGAGGAAGGUGGGGCAUGUCUUAAUUCUAGCAGAAAUGAGUAGGCUCUGAGGGAGUAAGGAAGGGGAAGAGUGUCUUUGUGACACUGCUAGCAGCGUUGAGGGGAUGGGAGUGUGAAGAGGCUAAGGGACCCAUAUCGCUGCAACACCGCUGGCACUCUGAGGGACGCGAGUCGGUGUGGCACCGGUGCACGCUGAAGGAGCGGGUGGAUUUGGGUGGCCAUGGGUAUGUGGGCAUCGGUGGACACUAUGUGGGACUUCCCUGUGGAGAAGCGAAUCUUCGGGGCGGUGUUGAUCUUUUCCUGGACCGUGUAUCUGUGGGAGACCUUUCUAGCACAGCGGCAGAGAAGGAUAUACAAAACAACAACUCAUGUACCACCAGAGCUCGAACAGAUCAUGGAUUCAGACACGUUUGAGAAGUCUCGACUGUAUCAACUGGAUAAAAGUACCUUCAGCUUCUGGUCCGGACUCUAUUCAGUGGUGGAAAGCACUCUUAUUCUUCUCUUUGGAGGAAUCCCUUACCUUUGGAGGCUUUCUGGACGGGUCUGUGGAUCUGCUGGCUUCGGCCCAGAGUAUGAGAUCAUUCAGUCUUUGGUGUUCCUUCUGUUGGCCACACUCUACAGUGCACUGACUGGCUUGCCGUGGAGUCUCUAUAAUACUUUUGUGAUAGAAGAAAAACAUGGCUUCAAUCACCAGACUUUGAAGUUUUUUCUGAAAGACACAAUCAAAAAAUUUACUGUGACUCAGUGUAUUUUAUUGCCUGUGUCAUCUCUUCUACUUUACAUUAUUAAAAUUGGAGGUGAUUACUUUUUUAUUUAUGCCUGGUUGUUCACAUUAAUUGUUUCUCUGGUUCUGGUCACAAUUUAUGCAGAUUACAUUGCCCCUUUGUUUGACAAAUUUACACCUCUUCCUGAGGGAAAGCUAAAACAAGAGAUUGAAGUGAUGGCAAAGAGUAUUGACUUCCCUCUGACAAAGGUGUAUGUUGUUGAAGGGUCUAAGCGCUCUUCCCACAGCAAUGCUUACUUUUAUGGCUUCUUCAAGAACAAGAGAAUAGUUUUGUUUGACACUCUGCUAGAAGAUUACUCUGUACAAAACAAAGACAACCAGGAGGAGCCUGGCACGGAGCCCCGCAAUGAAGGCGAAGGGGACAGUGAAGAAAUAAGAGCUAAAGUGAAAAAUAAGAAACAAGGAUGUAAAAAUGAGGAGGUGCUGGCUGUACUUGGCCAUGAAUUGGGGCACUGGAAGUUGGGACACACAAUAAAAAAUAUCAUUAUUAGUCAGAUAAAUUCUUUCCUUUGUUUCUUCUUGUUUGCUGUGUUAAUUGGUCAAAAGGUACUUUUUGCUGCCUUUGGUUUUUAUGACAGCCAACCCACUCUGAUUGGACUCUUGAUCAUCUUUCAGUUUAUUUUCUCACCCUACAAUGAGGUUCUGUCUUUCUGCCUAACAGUCCUGAGCCGCAGAUUUGAGUUUCAGGCUGAUGCUUUUGCCAAGAAACUUGGGAUGGCUAAAGACUUAUAUUCUGCUUUGAUCAAGCUGAACAAAGAUAACCUGGGGUUCCCCGUUUCUGACUGGCUGUUUUCAACGUGGCACUACUCGCACCCCCCACUGCUAGAGAGGCUUCAGGCUUUGAAGGACACAAAACAAGACUGAGUCACUCAGCGACUGGACACACUUCCAAUUAUUUCUGUCCUGGCAGCAUGUUCCAGCUCUUGAUAUUUUUAAUUUUUUAAGAAAAAUGAUUAAGUACAUAAAAGUCCAGAUUUAAAUACAUUUACAAUCUCAUUUCAAAAAUGAUUUUAAUAAUCCAUUUCUUAAAACACUGGAUAAUAAAUUGAGGUUUAAUAUUUUUAAAGCAUAGUCUUAUCUAACAUCUGGUGUACCACCAAUUUGUACAAUUAUUUAAGGCAGUGCACAACUCGUUUAUUUCCUCACUAUGUGAAUCUGCAUAUAGGGUUUUCGGGUUAUGUGUUUAAAGGGGGACGCCACCUCCAGGUACUUUCUGCGAGACAGAAAUUGUGGUCCCAAAUCAUUGUGCUUGUACCUACAUGCAAUUUGUGUUUACCUUCAUGCUGUUCUGAUUUAACCUGGCCAAUCAGUGUUUUAAAUAAGAAAGAAAAGUAAAACUUAGUGAGGUAAUGUUACUGAAAUGGAAGUUGUUAGUCUGUGCUGUACUGCUGCAGGCACAGGCUUUCUGUCCUUUCUGGCCACACGCCAAUCGAGAAUCCCCUCCCUUCCUCCUCCCUCCCCACUUCUCCCUCCUUCCUCCUUCUCUUUCUUCCUUCCUCCUUCCCUCCCUGUCUUCCUUAAUUUUUUGAGAUAAGGUCUCACUCUAGCCCCUGUUGGCCCCAGACUUUUUCUUCCUCCUUUCUCUACCUUCCAGAUGCUGGGGUUACAGGUGUGAACCACCACACCCAGCUUAGGAAUUAAUAGUACUUGAAAUUAGAAAUCUUUUAAAUCAUUGAGUUUGGGUUCGCUUUUAAGAAAGUCUUAAUUUUGAGCCAGGCUUGAUAGCACUUGGCUCUAAUCCCAGGGCUUGAGGCAGAGGCCAGGCAGGGCUCUGUAGUGAGACCCUGUCUGAAAGAGAGAGAGAGAGAAGAGAAAAUUGGUCUUAACUUUUCCUCCCCCCUGGCCUUGUUAGAGGUAAACUAGCCUUUUCUCGUUUUCCCCAGCAGAUAAUAGCACACACACCCUUUCACUAACAGAAGUCGCUGUACUGUACACAUUCCCCAGUGUUAAAUGUGACAAGCGAUGAGAAAAAGAUGACAUUUGAAAAGACGUAAGGGGAACUAGACAUGAUUCUCUGUAACAGGAAAGAACUUUCCUGUCUUUUUUCAAGGACAGAUGUCUGCUUUCGUUUUCGUAUUUUUUUUUUAUUCACAAGUUAUAAUUAUACCAGAUUCCAUUUUUUAAAUUAUAAUUCUUGGUAGGCAGGCAGAUGUUUCCUUUUAGAGACAGCAUCGUGAAAGAUCUCCAGUGGUAAAGGUGCGUGCUUGGCCGCUUCAGACGUCUGUCUGUGUCCUGAGUGUGAAUCAUGCUGCCCCUGCCACUCCGCUCACCGUGGCGCGCACCUCCUGGGCAUUUCUCCACAGCGGGGUGACCACACGAGGACUGGCUUGUGCCCUGCUGACGUGUGAGUGGUGCCUUCACACGGACCAUCACGGCCUCCGAGCUCCAGUCCAGCGCUGCAUUGUCAACUCCUACAGCUAAGCAGAGCGGCCUAAGGUUUCUCUCCAGCAUCCUUACCUAUGACUUCACGCUCAGAUAAUUGCCUUUCCUUCCUUCUGUGCCUUUAAAUACACAUUUCAGUUCUGCACAAGUGAGACAUUAAAAAUUGCCAAUGCAGAUUUA